This is a messenger RNA of Paramecium sonneborni, 9786 nucleotides long. Lineage: Eukaryota; Ciliophora; Oligohymenophorea; Peniculida; Parameciidae. The record is from the annotation of a GenBank genome assembly.
AUGUCCUUGGGAUGUUUUGUAACUAUUAUCCUUUGGAUGAAAUCGCUUGUAUAUAAAAAACUAAAGAAGUUUCAUGUAGUAAUUAUAUUAAGCUAAGGUUAAUUCAACUAUUUUGAAAAUGCUUGUGUGGAGACUAAAAGUACUGAUUUGGGAUGUCUUCCUAAUUUGAAUUAAUAAGCUUGUAUGCAAUAAUAAAGAAAUAUAGAAGGCAAGGAAGUUAAAUGUAAUUUUUAAUACUAGAAUUAGGUUUUUUUAGAAAGAGAUGUACAUAUGCAAAUGAAUUUCAUCUUAAGUUUUUAGAUUGUAGAUAAAACUUUUCAAUCUAUGCUUGUGUAAAUUUAAAAGGAAAAAAUUGUAUUUGGUCAAAUAAUGUUUGCAUACCUAAUGAUAGCGUGAUUCCAAAGGGAGAUUCUUGCGAAACUAUCUUUAAUGCACCUGUUACGUCAAAUUUAUGCGCUUAAAUUUAGGAUCUAUUAUGUAAAACUCAAUAUAUAAGCAUAGGCCAAAAUAACGGGUUCGAGGGCGGAUAUUUUUGUGAGUAGGUAACUGAAAUACAGUUAUAGAAAUAUACAUGCGAUACUUUGGGAUUAAGUAAAGGAGCAUGCGUUGGAAUCCAGACUAAGGGAUAAAGAUGUAAAAUGAAAAUAUAUAUUUUUUAGGCAUAUACAAAAAUAAUGUAUGUAAAGAAUUCAAAAUAGAAGAUGAAAUAAGUUGUUUAAGUUAUUUAAACAGAGAAGCUUGUCUUAGUAUUUAAAAUCCAUAAUUAUUGUGUGUUUGGGAUAAUAAAGGUUGUUAACCUUUGUAAAUUUUGAAGAAUCAGGAUUGUGAAAAUUUUAAAAAUGUAAAUCCAAGUGUUUGUAGAGAAAUGCCAAUAUAUUGCUUUUAUGAUGAAAUAAAUCAUUAAUGUUAAUCUCCAAAUUAAAAUUAAAAGCAGACUUGUAAUACUAAGGGACUUAAUAAAAUUGGCUGUAUAAGUAUUAAAAACUAGAAAUGUAUUAUAUUAAUAAUUAAAUAUUUAGGUAUAUAUUUUAGCGAAGAAGGAUGUUAAGAAGUCAAGGAAGAUUUAUUAAAUUAAAUUAGUUGCACUGAUUCAAUUAAUGAGGAAGCUUGUAUCAAUGUUAGUACACCAUUUUAAUAUUGUUAAUGGAAUGGUAAUGAAUGCAUAAGAAUACCUUUGAAUUAGGAUUUAAAUUGUCCAUUACCAGAAGAGAAUGGAAAAUUUUAUAAAGUAAAUGGAAAUGUUUGUUAAGCAAUAUCAAAAUAGAAUGUAGGUUGUAAAUAUAAUGAAUAAACACGAUUAUGUUAGAGUAGUACAGGAUAGGAGAUAUGUACAACUCCUUAUUUAAAUUUGUCUGGUUGUGUUUAGAUUUCAUAAGCAUUGGCUUGUAGUUGGAAUGAAGAGAUGAAUAAAUGUGAAGUGGCAACAUUAAUUGAUUAGGUUACAAAAUGUAGUGAUUUAAAAUAUUCAAAUCCAUAAGCAUGUUCUAGGAUAACAGAAUUUGAAAAUGAAAAAGCAGUGGGAUGUUAUUUUAAUAGUCAAACAUAAUAAUGUGAAAAGAUUACAUAAGAAAAUUUAAAAUAGAUGGAAUGUUUAUAAUAAGGAUUAAAUAAAUAUGGAUGCACAAUGAUAACAAAGAUUGGAUAAAGAUGUAGAUGGUUUAGAAACAGAUGUACAAGCAUUAGAAAUAAAGAAUAGAUAGCAUAAAUCUCAUGUCUUGAAUUAAAAUAUGUUAAUCCUGGAAGUUGUGGAUUAGUAACUUUUUAAAAAGAAGUUUGUAAAUAUAGCGUGGAUGGUUAUGGUUGUGCUAACAGUAUUAAUUCUAGUGAAAUUGGAGAUUAUUGUUAUACUUUAGGUUUAAAUUCGUUUGCUUGUUCUUAAAUCACUAGAAAUAUAGAGGGAUGCUAUUUUGAUUAAAUUAAUAAUGUAUGUUUAACAGCCCCUGAUAAGAAAUCAUCUGAUGAAAAUGUCUAAGCUGCAUCAAGAUUAUUAUUAACUACUGCUAAAUGUGUAGCUAGUUCUCCAACUAAAAAUAUUUGUACUUCAAUAGAAACAUUAGGAGAAUAAUGUGCUUGGAAUUAUAGAACAAGUUAAUGCGAUUAUUAAUUUGUUUAAUUUAAUUAAAAAUGUUUAGAUUACAAUACUAUAGAAAAAUAGAAAACUAUUCCUGGAAUAUAAAUAGCUAUUAAUGCCAAUGUUUGUGCUAGUAUUAUAAUGAAUUAUGUAAUAAAUUUAUAUCUAUUAUAUAGCCUAAUAAAAAUCCAAAAAUUUUAAAUUAAGUAGAUGAUCCACUUAGAGGAUAUUGUUAAUUUGAUGGUAAAGAAAAUUGUAUAAAAUUCCUUUAAACACCUUGUACUACUAAAUGUUGUACAGAAUUAGUUGGAAUUAAUGCCCAUGUUUGUAGUAGAUUUACUACUGGAUAAUAUUGUUAUUUUAAUGAAUUUAAUAAAUGUGUAGAAUUAAUUGAUGAUAUUGUUGAUACCAGCAAUUCUUAAGCUGUUAAAGACUAUUACAAUUUUAAAUAAUAUAAAUGUUCAUCAAUGAAUAAAAAUUCAUGUUGGAUGAUUGAUUGGUCUGCAACAUAAUAAUGUUAUUGGGAUGGACUUGUAUGUACUUAAAUUAAUUUUGGUGAUUAUCCUAAAUUAUUUAUAUUUGAUCGCCGUUAUGGAAUGAAUAAAUUUGCAUGUCAAGGUAUUGAAGGAGAUGAUAAUUAUGUAAUGAAAUAUUUUAGAUAUAAUAAUUUGAAUGUUUGUAUUGAUUAUCCUAUUGAAAUAACUACUUGUGAAACUGAAGGUAUCAAUUCAAAUGUUUGUCUAAGAAAAUCCUUUAAUCUUUACUGUAAAUGGGAUAAAAUCAAUUUACAAUGUGUUACAAUAGAUGAUUACUUAUCAUUAUAUACUUGUAAUGAAUAUCAAAAUCAUAAGGCAUGUAUCGAAAAUCCUUAUGCUCCUUGUGCUUUCCUCUUUUCUACAGACAAAUGCAUCUCUAGUCCUUAAAAUAUUAAUUGUAUAGAUUUCAAUAUCCUCAAACCCUAUUAUGGAGAAGUUAAUUAAAAAGCCUGUUAAAAUAUUACAAAAGGUGGAUAAAUUUGUUAAUAUAAUGAUGUUACUAAAAGAUGUAUUGAAAGAACAAAUCAAACACAACAGGAAAGUUGUGAUAUACCAGGAAUCAAUUCGAUUGGAUGUUAUUCACUUACUACAGGAUUUUGUAGAUGGGAUCCAAUAAAUUUAAAUUGUUAUGAGGAAGAAGAUGAUGAUGCAAUAUACACAUUAAAAUGUUCUGAUUACGUUAAUAAAAAAUUAUGCUUGUUAANAUUUGUACUUCAAUAGAAACAUUAGGAGAAUAAUGUGCUUGGAAUUAUAGAACAAGUUAAUGCGAUUAUUAAUUUGUUUAAUUUAAUUAAAAAUGUUUAGAUUACAAUACUAUAGAAAAAUAGAAAACUAUUCCUGGAAUAUAAAUAGCUAUUAAUGCCAAUGUUUGUGCUAGUAUUAUAAUGAAUUAUGUAAUAAAUUUAUAUCUAUUAUAUAGCCUAAUAAAAAUCCAAAAAUUUUAAAUUAAGUAGAUGAUCCACUUAGAGGAUAUUGUUAAUUUGAUGGUAAAGAAAAUUGUAUAAAAUUCCUUUAAACACCUUGUACUACUAAAUGUUGUACAGAAUUAGUUGGAAUUAAUGCCCAUGUUUGUAGUAGAUUUACUACUGGAUAAUAUUGUUAUUUUAAUGAAUUUAAUAAAUGUGUAGAAUUAAUUGAUGAUAUUGUUGAUACCAGCAAUUCUUAAGCUGUUAAAGACUAUUACAAUUUUAAAUAAUAUAAAUGUUCAUCAAUGAAUAAAAAUUCAUGUUGGAUGAUUGAUUGGUCUGCAACAUAAUAAUGUUAUUGGGAUGGACUUGUAUGUACUUAAAUUAAUUUUGGUGAUUAUCCUAAAUUAUUUAUAUUUGAUCGCCGUUAUGGAAUGAAUAAAUUUGCAUGUCAAGGUAUUGAAGGAGAUGAUAAUUAUGUAAUGAAAUAUUUUAGAUAUAAUAAUUUGAAUGUUUGUAUUGAUUAUCCUAUUGAAAUAACUACUUGUGAAACUGAAGGUAUCAAUUCAAAUGUUUGUCUAAGAAAAUCCUUUAAUCUUUACUGUAAAUGGGAUAAAAUCAAUUUACAAUGUGUUACAAUAGAUGAUUACUUAUCAUUAUAUACUUGUAAUGAAUAUCAAAAUCAUAAGGCAUGUAUCGAAAAUCCUUAUGCUCCUUGUGCUUUCCUCUUUUCUACAGACAAAUGCAUCUCUAGUCCUUAAAAUAUUAAUUGUAUAGAUUUCAAUAUCCUCAAACCCUAUUAUGGAGAAGUUAAUUAAAAAGCCUGUUAAAAUAUUACAAAAGGUGGAUAAAUUUGUUAAUAUAAUGAUGUUACUAAAAGAUGUAUUGAAAGAACAAAUCAAACACAACAGGAAAGUUGUGAUAUACCAGGAAUCAAUUCGAUUGGAUGUUAUUCACUUACUACAGGAUUUUGUAGAUGGGAUCCAAUAAAUUUAAAUUGUUAUGAGGAAGAAGAUGAUGAUGCAAUAUACACAUUAAAAUGUUCUGAUUACGUUAAUAAAAAAUUAUGCUUGUUAAUAUUAAAUGAUAAUUGUGAAUGGUCAACUGUUGAUAUGAAAUGUUCAACUGUAGAACAAUUAAAAGUUGUUAAAGCGAACACUUUAUAUAAUGCAUAAGCAUGUACAAAUAUAGGUGGAGCUCCUUAUUAUUAUUCAACAUAAAAUAAUUUAUGUGAAGAAUUGAUUCCUACCUAAAAUGAUUUAAAAAAUAAUAAAGAUUGUACUGCUAUGAUUAUGAAUAAAGAAGCUUGUUUAUUAAAUACUAGAAAUCAUAGAUGUAUAUUUGAUCCAACUUAAAUUCCUGAAAAAAAGUGCUCAAAUUUAAAAUCAGAAUAAUUAGUUUGUUCAUCAACCACUUUAAUCAACAUUGAGAUUUGCAUGAACAUUCCAUCAUAAUGUUAUUUUGAAGUAGUUUCAAUGACAUGUAAACAAAGAAUAAUUUAAGAUACUAUUAAUUGUUCAAGCUUAAUUGUUGAAGGUCUACAUUACAAUAAAUUAUCUUGUUCAUCAAUUAGUAACACAUUAAAUGAUAAAUCUACAGAUGACAAAUUACAAAUUUGUACAAGUACUAAUGUUUAAGAUAAAGCUUAAUAAUGUCACUUUGAAAAAUACUGUUAAUGGGAUAGUGUUUCUUAUGGAUGUAAACUAGUAAAAACAGUUGAUGGAAAUUAUAAUGCAGGAGGUAAUGGUUAAAAUCCAUCUUGUUCUCUUUCUUCCAAUUCUUUAACUUGUUAAAAUACUUAUUCAAGAGCUGCUUGUCUUGACUUUGGAAAUGGGUGUUACUUUAAUAUUGAAUAAGGAGGUUGUAAUAAAUAUACUGAAAAUUCAUACAAAGUUCUAGAUUGUUCUCAAAUUAAUUCAAAAGAUUGUACAAAAAGUAAAACAUUAGUUGCAUAUUGCAGUUAAAAAUAAAAUGAAACACCAGAUAAUGAAAUAUCACCUGGUUGUUCAAUACCACCUAUAAAUAAAGACUUUUGUGAAAAAGAUUCUAAAUUCUAAAGCAGUUCUUGUAGUAGUUUAAAUAGUUCAACAAUUGAAAGUGAUUGUGCUUAUGCUAGUGAUUUUUGUUAUUUUGAUUCUACUUGCAAAACUCCUUAAUCUAUUGAAUCAAUUACAUGUACUACACCUGGAGUUAGCAAGUCAUUAUGUUUAUAAUUAAAUCUUCCAUGUGAUUUUUCUUCUGGUAAAUGUACUCAAUUAAUUAUACCUUCAUUAAAUACUGAUAAAUAAAACUAUUAUUAUGUUUGUAAUGAAGUAGGUUUAUUAACUACAAACAAAAGAGAAGAAGUUUGUGGUAAAAUAUCAACUGCUUCUUGCAAAUUCUAACUUAAUUCAUGUGAAUAAGCCUUUUAUGAAGAUUGCAAUCAACUCAUUGAAGUAACAUGUACAAUUAUAGCAUGUAAUUAAUGCUAUGGUUUUCCAACUGCUUAUGAUUAUAGUAUAAAUAAAUGCAAUAAGAUCACUAAUUUAUCUACAGACUGUGAUAAUAUUACAUAAAAAUCAGCUUGUUAAGCUUUAGUAUAAAAUUGUUAAUGGAAUGAUACAUCGAAUAAAUGCCACAUCAAUUUAAAGAGAUUAAAUAGAGAAAGUUGUACUUAACUAACUUCUGAAAUUUUAGCAAUAUGGGUUGAAAGUAAUAAUCAAUGUGAGAUUAAAACGUAGAAUGAAAUAUAGAAUGCAAGUGAUUGUUCCAUAUUAAGUAGAAAAGCUUGCUUAAUCCCUACUAAAUCAUGUUGGGUAAAUUCAAGUACUUUAUAAUGUGAAUAUGUUACUUAGAUAAUGGCUACAUGUGAUGAAAUAAAUGAUUAUUAAUCAUAGAGUCACCAUUGUUUAGUUUCAAAUAAAGAAGUAUGUAAAUGGUCAGUAUCCUCAUCCAAAUGUGUAAAACCAGAAUUAGAUGAUAGUUGUGAUGUGAUGAACAAAUAUGGUUGUCUAAAUAUGUAAAAGAAUGUAAAUUGUGGAUGGUCAGACUAUUAUAAAAAAUGCAUAACUAUAUAAGUUAAUUUAGGAAGUGGAUGUAUUUAUUAUGCCUUAGGAGGGUGGUAAUACUACAAUCAAGUAAAUCCUUAUGUGUGUGCAUCUCUAACUCUAGGAGCAUGUUACUUAGAUUCUAAGUCAAAUAAAUGCAUUACUGCUAAUACCAUAGCAUUAAAGUGUAAUUAACAUAAAGGUCUUAACAAGCUGGCUUGUCUCACCAAAACUUAAGACAAUUGUAAAUUUGAUUCUACAAAUUUGAAGUGUAUUCCUACUACCAGUUCAGAAAUGGAAUGUACUGGAGAUCAAUGUUGUUUAAGUACUUUAAAUAAAGUAGCAUGUUUAUCAAUGCCAAAUGCAAAUUGUUAAUUCUAUUUGAAUACUUGUUCAUCUUUUACCUUAAAAACUACAGUUGAUUCUGCUAGUAUACCCUUACUUCCUUCUUAAUUCAUAUCUCCUAACAUCUGCUCUUAAUAUAAUAAAAAUAUUUCAGGGGCCUAUUUUAUCUAUGAUAGAGUUAGAUAAUCAUGUCUCAAUAUAGAUAAAAACAGUCCAGCAAAAUACUUUGCUCUUUGUAGAUCCAUAUCUAUAAGUGAGAAAGGAUGUUUAGAAAAGACUAUGGAAUAUUGUAAUUUUAAUGAUUUAUAUAAAUAGGUUAAUAUGAGAACGAUUCUUGCUAAUCAUUAGCUAUAGAGGUAAUAAAAAAAUAAACAGGGUGUAUUUCAACUUAUAGUUGGAAAGCUUGCAUUUAACUUAAUGCAUUUUGUAAAUUUUAAGGAGGUAGGUGUAUACCAAUUUAGUAAAGCGAUACUUGUUCUAAUUUAAGUGAUGCAAUAGUUGGACCAUAAGUUUGUUCGCAAUUUCCAACUCCAUGCAAAUAUGACACAUAAAAGUUUUCCUGUAUGGUAGUUACUUUGAGAACAGAAACGUGUUCAUCUUUAGGACUAAGUAAAUCUGCAUGUUUAACAUAUACUUCUACUUCUUUUUGUAUUUUUGAUGCAAUUAGUUAUAAAUGCAAUCCAACUUAUGAUAAUACCUUACCUUGUGAAGACAAUAAUGUUCCUAAGACUUGGUUUGUAAAUUAAACAAAAUGUAAAUAUAUCAAAGCAUCUGGAAAUGUAAAUAUAUAUUAUUAAUAAAAGUAUUGUUAAUUUGCUGCUGGUGAUUUUAGUGAGUGCAAGGCUAUACCAGAAAGUUUAUUUACAGGUAAUUGUAAUGUUCCUGAUAUUGAUACAAAUCCAAUUACUUGUAGGAAAGCAACAAAUUAAGUUUGUUUUUAUAAUACAAUUACCCAAAAAUGCACAUUAGGAGAUGUGAAUAUUAUUCCAUGGAAACUUGGAUUUUCAUUUAAUAAACUAGCUUGUUUAACAUACAAUAAUCCUUUAUUUUAAGUUAAAUUAAUGUGGGAUUAUGAUAAAGGUUGUAUAGAACUAGAAUCGAAAGAUUUAGCUAAUAUUUAAUGCACAUCUCCAGUUAAUAGAUUAGCUUGUGUUUCAAUUACUAAUCCAACAUAAUUUUGCUAAUUUUAAAUGUCUACAUUCAAAUGUGAAUCAUUCAAUUAUAUUAUUCCGCCUUCUGAAAGCAAGAGUUGUGGUUCACUAACAAAUGUUAAUAGAUUUGAAUUUUGUCAAUAUUCAAGUGAAUCUUGUAUCUAUAAUAUAAUAUCUCGUGAUUGUGUUACUACUAAUCCUACUAAUAUUUUAAAUACAGGUGAUUGUUUUGAUAAAGGAAUGAGUAAACUUAUGUGUCAAUAAUUUUCAAAUAAUUGUCAAUAUAAUGAUGAUCGACGAUUUUGUUAUGGUGGCAAUAUUUUUUGUAAAGAUAAUACACCUCAAACUUGUAACACUGUCAAUAUGGAACCUUGUUGGAUUGUUAAUAAUUUAUGUGUAGGUAUUAGUUUUGCAGAUCUUAAUAUUAUUGAUUGUGAAUAAGCUGUUAAUAAAAUUGGAUGUACUUCCAUAUCAAAUCCAAUAAAGGUGUGUUAAUAUGAUAUCUAAAAAUCUGAAUGUAAAGAAAUAACUACACUUAAUAAUCCCUGUAAAUCAUAUACCAAUGUUAACACUAAUAGAGCAUGUGAAUAAACUAUUGAUACUGCGUGUAAAUUUAAUUUCUCAACUAAAUCUUGCUAAGAAGUAUCUCUUUCAGAUGUUUUUGAAUGUGAUCGAGGAUUGAAUUCACAAGCCUGCUAAAAUUAUACCAGACCUUCAUUAUCAUGUAAAUUUGGCAAAUAUUGUUAUGGUCCUACUACUGGCAUCUCUGAAUGUUCACAUGCAUUAAAUAAAGAAGUUUGCUUAAAUUUCAUCUAUUAAUGUACUUGGGAUUUCCAAAAUUCAUUGUGUCUCAAUUAUAACCUAAAUGGAUAAACUUGCUAAGAUCUUUAAAAUUAAUAAACUGUUGUUUCUAGUAGAGUAUGUUACAAUGCUUAAGUUCUUGAUGGAUAAGCAUGCGUCUUUGAUGUAUAUACUUUCACAUGUAAAAUUAUUGAACCUUAAUCCUGUUUUGAACUUGAAUCAGAAGAUUAAUGCAAAUCUUCAAAACAACUUCCCUGUAUUUGGCUUAAUAGUUUUUGUUAGUUCUUCUAACCACUUUCUACUGAUACUUGUGCAACUGUUGCCAAUCUAGGAUCCAAAAAUGCUUGUUUAAGUAUUUUUAGAAAGGGUUAAUUCUGCUAAUACUAAGAUUUCAAUUGUAUACCUUACAAAGAAAGUUAUCUAGCAGAUAAUUGUCUAGAUAAUAUUAAUAAAAUUGCCUGCAUUUCUUAAUAAACCAGUUCUUGUAUUUGGAAAUCUAUUUAAAAAGAUAUUUUCAUUAAUUAAGAAUAAAAAAUACCCUUUGAAGAAGGAUCUUGUAUUAAAUUUGAAUCCCCUAACUCUUAAGAUUGUGAUAAAAAUCUUAGUUAUUAGGCAUGUUUAUCAAUUACUAAAUAUGGCCAACAUUGUAGAUGGAUUAAAGGGGAAUGCAAUUAAAUAUAAUAAUCAUUAGGAACUAUUGUUCUCCAUAACACAUAUUAAUUGAUUAAUUCUAAUGCUUGUGGGCUUGUUAAUCAAGACAAAGUUCGUUAUUAAAACCAUACAAGAUCAUGCUAAUUAAUAAAAGAAACUGAAAAAAUUACCUGCAAAUGUGGUAAGGAGACCAAAGGCUUGAAUAAAGCUGCUUGUUUGAGCAUAAAAACUGAAAGUUGCAGAUGGAUUAGUACAUAAUCAAGAUGUGCAGAAUUUCAGAGCUAAUGUGAUAUGAAAUGA